Molecule: messenger RNA, 1376 nt
Organism: Myotis davidii
Lineage: Eukaryota; Metazoa; Chordata; Mammalia; Chiroptera; Vespertilionidae
Gene: TADA2B
Product: transcriptional adaptor 2B
Exons: 2
Coding region: 45-1013 (322 amino acids)
Biological process (GO): regulation of transcription by RNA polymerase II; chromatin remodeling
Cellular component (GO): nucleus; SAGA-type complex
Molecular function (GO): chromatin binding; transcription coactivator activity
Source: RefSeq, a predicted model, not a curated record
UUCACUUUGUCCAGGAGAGGGCGUGGACUGUGUGGGGAGGGGUCAUGAUGGGACAGGAGUCCAGGUCGCCUUGGGGAAAGGUUGAGGGGAUUUGUGGGAACCCUGAGUCUGACCCUCUGGCUUUGGGAAUGACUCUGACCUUUGUCGUUGUAGGAAGACAUGGCUGCCCACGUAGGGGCCUCCCGGACUCCCCAGGAAGUGAUGGAGCAUUACACAUCUCGGUGGCCGAGCAGCAGCAGCUGGGCUACAUGCCGCUGCGCGACGACUACGAGAUCGAGUACGACCAGGACGCCGAGACGCUCAUCAGCGGGCUCUCGGUCAACUACGACGACGACGACGUGGAGAUCGAGCUCAAGCGCGCGCACGUGGACAUGUACGUGCGGAAGCUGCGGGAGCGGCAGCGGCGCAAGAACAUCGCCCGCGACUACAACCUGGUGCCGGCCUUCCUGGGCAAGGACAAGAAGGAGCGCGAGAAGGCGGCCAAGCGCAAGAUCACCAAGGAGGAGCGGGAGCUGCGGCUGAAGCUGCGGCCGCUCUACCAGUUCAUGUCCUGCAAGGAGUUCGACGACCUGUUCGAGAACAUGCACAAGGAGAAGAUGCUGCGCGCCAAGAUCCGGGAGCUGCAGCGGUACCGGCGCAACGGGAUCACCAAGAUGGAGGAGUCGGCCGAGUACGAGGCGGCCCGGCACAAGCGGGAGAAGCGGAAGGAGAACCGGAACUCGGCGGGCGCCAAGCGCGGGCGGGAGGACGCCAAGGACGGCGAGUUCGCCGCCAUCGAGAACCUGCCGGGCUUCGAGCUGCUGUCGGACCGCGAGAAGGCGCUCUGCAGCUCCCUGAACCUGAGCCCCGCGCGCUACGUGACCGCCAAGACCAUCAUCAUCAAAGACCACCUCCAGAAGCGCCAGGGCAUCCCCUCCAAGAGCCGCCUGCCCAGCUACCUGGACAAGGUCCUGAAGAAAAGGAUUUUAAACUUCCUCACCGAGAGCGGGUGGAUAUCCAGGGACGCCUCCUGAAGCGGGCGGAGCCCGGGGCGCUUGUGAGCCAAAUGACUGGGAGGGUGGGACAGCAACUGCUUUCCCCCAUGGUUGUUUUUUCAGCAAAUUGAGUUUCUUUUUUAGGAUGUAAGUUGUUCUCGUGGCCCUCUGGAAGAAGCAAUAGUAACAGUCUUAGAUCAGAUCAGGAGGGAAGCAGAUGCAGGCAUAUUGUACCUUAGUGCUAAAAGCAAUGCGCUAAGAUGACGCUUGCCUUUGUGUUGAGUGUGGAGAACGUGGAGAUGGGAGCGGCCCCGGGAGCCCCUUCGCUUCGGUGCACACCUGUGCUGGCCGCCGGCUGCCAGCCUUGCCUGUGACACUGGCUCCGGCGCGGGGCGCGGGGCA